Messenger RNA from Papaver somniferum (opium poppy), 3504 nucleotides. RefSeq names its product probable E3 ubiquitin ligase SUD1. The coding region runs from base 1475 to 2614 and encodes 379 amino acids. NCBI's taxonomy places the organism in Eukaryota, Viridiplantae, Streptophyta, Magnoliopsida, Ranunculales, Papaveraceae. Gene Ontology annotation, molecular function: DNA-binding transcription factor activity; sequence-specific DNA binding. The record is from RefSeq and is a predicted model, not a curated record. The transcript has 9 exons. Gene Ontology annotation, biological process: regulation of DNA-templated transcription. Gene Ontology annotation, cellular component: endoplasmic reticulum membrane.
GACAAAUCUCUGGAUACUGAGCACUGCACAGACGAGCUCUUGCUAACAAAAAGAAAAUGGUAGGAAAAAGCAGCAAAAAUGGGUUUCAGUUUUUCCACCAAAAACCUCUCAUACACCACACCAGUAGAGACUCUGCACUGGUGAAGAAAAGGAUAGUGAGAGACUCAAUAGAGACAGAAAAUGGGAAGAGGGUUGGAAACCAGAGAAAUUAUCAACAUGAAAGAGAGAGUAGACGAAGAUGAAGAAGAAGAGGAAGAGCAGAUUUGCAGGAUUUGUUAUGCCCUGGUGAUUCUGAAAACCCACUUCAGUACCCUUGUGCUUGUUCUGGGAGUAUGAAAUUUCUUCACCCAAAAUGUUUCCUCCGCUGGAUGAAGCAACGCAUCACUCCUAAAUGCGAGGUGUGCAAACAUAAAUAUUCUGUAUAUCGUGUUUAUGCUGAGAAUACUCCAACAAGACUACCUCUCAGAGAGUUUGUGGGUGGGAUUGCAAUGAAAGCAUGCCAUGUUCUGCACUUCUAUCUGCGGUUCAACUCCAUGUGGCUCCCUUAAUUGCAUUUUGGACAUGGCGUUUGAGUUUAGUAAGGAGCCUUUCUGAAAUUCAGGGAUUAGUUCAUAGUCAUAUGUCUCCUUCAACAGUUAUGAUGGACUGGUUGUAUGGAUCUGUAAUCAAUGUCUUCUAUAUGAUCUGGGUGUGUGUCUUUGCUUUAAUAAUGGGAAUAGAUAAUCAUAUUCAUAUUGCUCAUGAAAUUGGUGAAGGUGCUGGGGAACCGCAAGCUAUUGCUGGUGUAAGAAAUGAGGAUCAUGUGGCACUGGGGUUAAGAUUGUUGGUAAUAUUGUUGGUAGCUCCUCUUCUUCGUAUUUUUCGAAGAGUGGUGGUGAUUGCUAUCUCCAUGUUUGAUGUUCCUCUACGACGUACUGGUGCUUUUCUGGUCGCGAUUAUCUUAUUUUAUAUGAUUGCCAACGGUGUGCUGAUAUUGGUGCCGUUCUCGUUAGGACGAAUUAUUCUGCAUUGUCUUUCAUGGCUUUUCUUUGUGGCUUCGUCGAUUUUCAUGCUUUUUAUAGAGUCAGCACUCUAUAUAGGAAAUAACUCAGUGAAGAACGCAUCACAUGUCGUUACAAAUUUGUCUGCUGAAAUUCAGAAUGAUUGCCUGCUUUCAUGUGCUACAAAAGUGGUUGUUGAAACCCUGGCUGCAAACAGUAUUGGACCAGGAGAAGCCUCAAGCAGCGUAUGCAAGCCACUUUCAAUGUACCAAAGCUCAGACCUAUAAGAUGGUAUUACUCUUGCAACUGGAUAUACGAUUGUUGUGUCUUUGGUCUUCGUUUGCUCUGGUAUCCCUAUCAGAACUGUUGCAUCAAAGAUAUGCUACUAUGUGAGGGUAUUCCUGAGAAUUAUAAUAUAUCCAUUCUUUCUGAUAAUUCAUCUUGGAGUCGUUCCUUUGGUGUAUGGUUGGUGGCUGGAUGUUUGUACCAUUACGAUGCUUGGGAACUCAUUUUCUGAUAGGGUAGAAUUCUUUUUGAAAUUCCCUUUAUUAAGUUCUUCGAUGCAUUGGGCGGUAGGAAUCAUAUACAUGUUCCAGAUACACAUUUCUACUAGCCUUCUUCAAAGGGUUUUGCGUAAAGAAGUUCUAGAGUUUCUUCAGAAUUUAGCAGAUCCAAUCAGCAUCAUUUUACAUGGACUUACGAAUGAGGUGCAUUUGCAAGCUAGUCGAUUCCUGUUCUCAAUUGCCGUUAAUGGCAUUUUGAUGAUAUAUCUAGUAUAUUUACCGGUUACACUGGCCAUUUGGUUAGCACCAACCAUCUUCCCUCUGCAUAUUUCUGUAUCUGAGCCAUUCACAGAGAUUCCUGUAGUCAUGCUUCUGCUCCAGUUAUGCUUACCUUAUGCAAUUGAACUGCGGGAAACAGUUGCCGAUCUAAUCCAUCAGUGGGUUACCUCAGUUUGCUGUGUACUUGGCUUAAGUGAUUUCUUGUGUUCGAGACCUGGGGACAUUGGCGGGAAGGACAAUGUGAAAGUGGAAACGGAGCAGGACGAAGUGCAUGAUGGAAUUGCUGCUCAAGAUCCAAAAGAAAGUACUUUCACCUCACAGAAUUUUGAUGGUGUUGAAAACUGUGCAAGUGAUCCGAGUGAUAAUGGCUAUGCUUUGGUACUCCGUGUUGUGUUGUUGGUUGUACUGGCAUGGAUAACGUGGCUCCUCUUCAGUUCAUCUUUGACUAUCGUAUCCCUACCACUAGGACAUGUACUGUUCAGUUUCUUUUCUAAUCUCCCAAUAACUCAUGGCAUCGAGUGCAAUGAUCUGUAUGCCUUCUUUAUUGCAAAUAUUUCCAUCUGGACUUCUUUCACUGGAGCAAGAUACUUCAUCAGGCACUUUAAACUUAAAGCAGGGAUAACGCCUUUACGGUUCAGGGAUUUCUGCAAGUUGUUUUGCAUUAUCGUUGAGAGUUGUGUUAUAUUAUCACUUUGGAUCAUUGUUAUUCCAGUGUUAAUAGGGCUUUUAUUUGAGUUUUCAUUCAUGGUGCCAGUUGGAGCAUUGGUGGUUAAAGGCCCACCUUUGCUCUUGUGUCAGGAUUGGGCAGUGGGGUUCUUCUUCUUUAAGCUGGGAGAACAUUGGUGUUGCUGAACCAUAAAAUUGUUCUGGUAGAUGAAAGCUGGCGGACUAAGUUGGAGAGGAUGAAACAUCAUGAUUUCUUGAAGCUUCCAGGGAGUUGGAUGCUGCAGGAGAUAUUGAUCCCAAUCGUUAUGAAUCUGCUAAUGUCUCUCUGUCUUCCCUACGUUUUCGCAAGAUGGAUAGUCCCCUCGCUUGGUUUUUCGCUAACAGUAAGCUCAACUGUCAAUCGGUUUACUUGGAUAGCCUAUGUGACCAUAAUUGUACUGUUUUCCUGUGCCAAAAGAUUUCCAGUUUGGAUCACCAGCCUUCACAAUUCAGUGCGAGAUGACCUUUAUUCCAGUUUGGGGCUACAAAAUUUUGGUGAAGCAGCAAUAGAGUGCGAAAAUGAGAUUGGUAAGUUGGUGAGAUGGAUUUCACAGUCUCACGGACGCUAAUGUGUGGGAUACACUUAGAUUUAAUGUCACCUAGGAAGUAUCUUAAAACUCAAAAGCGAGCUGUUUAGCUGUUAUGUUAUUUUGUUUUCUUGGCAGAGCUUCUUUUGUUACUGGCAGCAACUUUGAGAGAGAAUCAAGUGAUUCAAUUGCCUUAAACUGUGAAAUAAGCUCCACAGUGUUGCUUGUAAAUACUCGGAAGAGGGGCUUGGCUUAGCGAGUAGGAUUUUCUUUACUACUAUAGAAAGGAAGGUUUCGGUUCAUAUUUUAAAGUUUUAUCUAAUAACAUGUCGUACUAGAGUACUGCAAAACGCAAUUUAGACAUGAAUUCUAGUGUAUUUGCAAUCUUCAGUCUCUGGCAUGUCUGCUGGGGAGCCACUGAUUCUGAUGCGAUAUUAUGUAUAGCUUGGAUUGGGUGUUAGACCUGGUCUUUUUGUGCAUUUCUUGAUUAAUGACAUAUUUUUCAGACAA